GUUAUUAUGUUGAUUCAAUUAUAUUUGUCUUGUUUUAGGUAACUUUCAACCAUCACAUCGCACAAGCUGUCCCAGGGAGGAGGAUCAGACUUUAAGACAGGAUUUAGAUCAUCAGUAGUUAAUGAGUGUCCAGCUGGACUCCUCUCUAACAAGUCCGGAGAAGGCAGCGUGAAAGCUGCUCUGAGGCGGCUUGGCCGGAGAACCGGGCCCUCCUCAAUCAUGCGGUGAAUGGAGGAGUGGCACUGGGAGAAUACCAGUUGAUGAAGGAGCUCUUCCCUGCCGAGUGGUUUCCCAUUAUCAUCACGAAGAUCUUCUUCCGUGGAGGUGACCACGAUGACUCUGAACCAGGCCAGGGGGAGCCCAGCAGAGAGGAAGUUCCCAAACCGAUCCCUUGUGUUUGCGGUGUGUGCAGCCUGCAUAGGAGGGACCUUUCAGUACGGCCUCAACGUCUCCGUCAUCAACGGGCCCUCCCAGGCUGUGCAGACCUUCAUCAAUCACACCUGGCUGGAGCGCUACCAAGCGACCAUCCCGGGUCACACCCUCACCCUGCUGUGGUCCACCAUCGUGUCCAUCUUCACCCUGGGGGGCCUACUGGGGGGGUGCAUAGGGGCGACCCUGUCAGUCAAGCUGGGCAGGAAAGGCUCUCUGUUGGCCAACAAUGGAUUUGCCAUCGUCGCUGCCCUGCUCAUGGGCCUCAGCGCCCCCACAGGGCUGUUUGAGCUGCUCAUUGUUGGGAGAUUCCUCAGUGGAUUAAACGCAGGGAUCGCUCUGUGCGUCCAGCCGCUCUAUCUGGGGGAGAUCGCCCCGACCGCACUGCGCGGCUCCAUCUCCAUCGGCACCGUCGUCUUCAUCACCGGGGGGAUCCUAACGGGACAGCUCCUCGGACUCAAAGAGCUGCUGGGCGAUGAAGGCCUCUGGCCCCUCCUCCUCGCCACCAGCUGCCUUCCGGCCCUGCUGCAGCUCCUCUUCCUGCCCUUCUGCCCCGAGAGCCCCCGCUUCCUGCUGAUGGACCGCGGCGACGAGGAGGCGUGUGAGGAAGCCCUGAAGCGGUUCAACGGUUUGGACCACUUUGAGAAGGAGAGGGAAGAUAUGGAGAGUGAGCGGAUCCUGGCGUUAGGCGUCCAGACGCUGAAACCCUGGGAGCUCUUUAAAGACCGCAGCCUGCGCUGGCAGCUCCUCACCGUCUUCGUCAUCAACUCGGCUCAGCAGCUCAACGGCAUAAACGCUAUUUAUUUCUAUGCAGAUUCUGUAUUCAGGCAGUGUGGUAUCGCUGCCGAUAAGAUUCCAUAUGCGACUGUUGGCACCGGCGCCUGUGAAUGCAUCACUGCGCUGACCUGUGGGCUGCUCAUCGACCGCCUGGGCAGGAGGGUGUUGAUCCUGGGAGGGUACUUCCUGAUGUCCGUCUGCUGCGUUGGGUUCACCUUGUCCCUGACCUACCAGGACGCCAGCCCCGCCCUGCCCUAUGUGAGCAUGGCCUGCAUCUUCGCCUUCAUCCUGAGUUUCGGUUUGGGACCAGGUGGUGUAACCAACAUCCUGAACACGGAGCUCUUCACCCAGACCACGCGCCCGGCCGCGUACAUCAUCAGUGGGGUGGUGAGCUGGCUGAGCUUCUUCAUCGUGGGGAUGGUCUUCCCCUUCAUCGUGAACGGGCUGCAGCAGUACUCCUUCCUGGUGUUCCUGGUGGUGUGCAUCGGGGCGGGGGCAUACAUCCUCUUUGUCGUCCCGGAGACCAAGGGUAAGACCUUCCUGGAGAUCCACCAGGAGUUCCAGAUGGGAGAGGAGAAGGAGAAACCAUCGCCUGGACUGCUCUGUGAACACACAGGAGGGGAAACCAUCGCCUCGACUGCUCUAUGAACUCACAGGAGGGGAAACCAUCGCCUCGACCGCUCUAUGAACACACAGGAGGGGAAACCAUCGUGUCGACCCAUCUGUGAACUCACAGGAGGAGAAACCAUCGCCUCGACUGCUCUAUGAACUCACAGGAGGGGAAACCAUCGUGUCAACUUAUAUGGACCACCGUGUUGACCCCUCUAUGAACCAUCGCGUCGACCCCUCUAUGACCACAGGAGGUGAAACCAUCGUGUCGACCAGUCUAUGAACCAUCGUGUCGACCCCUCUAUGACCACAGGAGGUGAAACCAUCGUGUCGACCCGUCUAUGAACCAUUGUGUCGACCCCUCUAUGAACACACAGCUCUGCCCUUGAACAAGUCAACUCAGGUCAUCACGACAGCUGAAGAUAACAAGAGGAUUCUUACUGAAUACUGUUCUACUGGUCAAAGACUGUUUUGGGAAGUCUGUAAUGAA
Gadus chalcogrammus (walleye pollock) is the source of this 2305-nucleotide messenger RNA. It is a transcript of the gene slc2a11b, whose product is annotated as solute carrier family 2 member 11b. Gene Ontology annotation, cellular component: membrane. Gene Ontology annotation, molecular function: hexose transmembrane transporter activity. The transcript is spliced from 13 exons. Gene Ontology annotation, biological process: monosaccharide transmembrane transport. The record is from RefSeq and is a predicted model, not a curated record. Bases 334 to 1854 code for a protein of 506 amino acids. NCBI's taxonomy places the organism in Eukaryota, Metazoa, Chordata, Actinopteri, Gadiformes, Gadidae.